CUCCCAUGCUAAGGGUGGCGCUGUUGUACUCAGACCACAUGUGGGGCGUUACAACCAGAAUAAGAGAAGCCCACGUCUCCCGUAUGGUCGCCCCCAGUUCCAAGUCCAGAUGUGACCAGAUUGGACCUGCUAAGGCAUGUAACUUGCAUGUAAUGCAAAAACAACCAACAGACCUGCAAACAUGUUGCGAUUAGUUACAACUUCGCUGUGUCUCUACUGCCAGAGGGCUCAAGUGACUCCUUUGCUUUUCAUGAGGCCCUGCUCCUCGAUUGUUCAAGAAGAGAACCCGCAUGCUGUAAGCGCCCUUUACGACUUGUGUGUAGACAUUAGUAAAGUCCGGAAGCUGAAGGGUUGGGUGUUGCGCCGUGAACGAGUGUAUGUGAACGAGACCGCCGCCCUGCUGAAGGACAUGGGGGCUAGUGGGCCUGUUAUCGCCCGCGUUUUGGAGCUCCAUCCUGAGGCCAUCCUCUGCAAACCCCAUCAAAUGGAGGCUCAGAAAAAGCUGUGGAUGUCAGUGUGCACCAGCCAGAAGGAUUUAGUAGGAAUCAUUGAAAAAUUCCCCAGCUCGUUUUUCUCCUCGUCCUCCGAUCACGACAACCAGAAAGCUAACAUUGCGUAUUUCCAGACGUUACAUCUCAAUAAACGUGUUAUUAGCAAGCUCAUGGCCAGUGCCCCUCAGAGCUUCAGCCGACCCAUGAAGCUAAACAUGGAGAUGAUCCAGACCCUGCAGAAGACCUAUUUGGACUUGGGUGGGAAGGAGGACAACAUGAAGACCUGGUUGCAGAAGCUGCUUACUCAAAAUCCCUACGUGCUUCUAAAGCUUCCCGAGGCCCUGCACGAUAACUUGGCAUUCCUACUCAAUGUGGGAUUUACUGGCGAUGAGCUCUUGCGGCUGCUUUCCAAACUGAAGGGAUAUGUUACUGAGCUGAACCCUGAAAGUAUGAGACUCACCCUCAACUACUCGCAGGAGACUUUGGGAUGCACAGAAGCAGAGCUCAGGCAGAUCGUACUUCAGUGUCCAGCCUUGUUAUACUAUUCUGUGCCUAUACUAGCUGACCGCUUCAGAGGCCUCCUCACCGCUGGAGUAAGUAUGGAGCAGAUCAUGGAGACUCCCACAGUGUUAGAACUGACAACGCAGAUCAUUCAAUAUCGCAUUCAGAAACUGCGCUCGUUUGAUUAUGAUGUACGGUCAGGUAGCCUGGAAGUCCUCGACGGCACCAAGAAAGAGUUUGAGAUGAGCUACGGGAAGUUGCAUCUUAGGCGAGAGAGGCCAUUUUUUAAUCCAGUAGCUCCACUUCAAACAGAAGAUUAAGUAUGGAAGCCAGUUUUAAUGACUUUCUAUCUAAAUUUUGACUUCAUUUCUCACAAUUCCGAGAUUACAUCUGACAAUUUUGAGUUAACAUUACGCAAUUCUGACUUUUUUUUCUUCUCAGAAUUGCACAUUUGUAACACACAAUUCUUAAUUGUCAUAAUUCUGAGUUUGUAUCUAGCGAUUUAGAUUUUUUUUCUUCUGAAUUG
Molecule: messenger RNA, 1518 nt
Organism: Carassius carassius (crucian carp)
Lineage: Eukaryota; Metazoa; Chordata; Actinopteri; Cypriniformes; Cyprinidae
Product: transcription termination factor 2, mitochondrial-like
Exons: 2
Coding region: 182-1312 (376 amino acids)
Biological process (GO): regulation of DNA-templated transcription; termination of mitochondrial transcription
Cellular component (GO): mitochondrial matrix
Molecular function (GO): double-stranded DNA binding
Source: RefSeq, a predicted model, not a curated record